CCCCCCCCCCCCCCCCCUCUCAUUGGAGUUAAAGAAGGAACAGGCUUUGCUUGGAUUCUGCUGGUAGACACUACCCACUAAAAAUAAUGGCAGUGCUACUCCCGACCUCUGCUUGUGCUUCGUUUCUUGGACUAUCAUCACCAUUAUCGCUACCCAAUAAAUCCCUUAAACCCUCCUUUCCCAUUCUCUCCAACGACAUCCCGAGCCUCUCUUCAAGGAAGACACCGAGUGGCACCGCAAGUAGAUAUCUUUCUCUUCCACGUGUAGCUGCUCCUCCAACCGCACCAGCAUCUCAGGAAAAUCGAGAAGAAGAAGAAGGAAAAUUCGUGAAAGAAGAGUAUGGUGUUGAGGAUGACUGCGGUGACGAAAGCUCGUCUGGAACCAAGUUCUCUUGGAGGGAUCAUUGGUACCCAGUUUCUUUGCUUGAAGAUUUGGACCCUAAUCUCCCUACCCCGUUUCAACUUCUGGGUCGAGAUCUCGUGCUCUGGUUCGACAGGUCUGCCCGCGAAUGGGUUGCUUUCGACGACAAAUGCCCCCAUCGCCUCGCCCCCUUAUCUGAAGGGCGGAUUGAUGAAGGCGGAAACUUACAGUGUUCAUACCACGGUUGGUCAUUUGAUGGGUGCGGAUCUUGUGUUAAGAUCCCUCAGGCUUCAACUGAAGGUCCUGAAGCUCGUGCUACUAAGUCUUCGAGAGCGUGCGCUACAAGGUUCCCUACUAUGCAGUCUCAAGGCCUGCUCUUUGUUUGGCCGGAUGAGAAUGGCUGGGAAAGAGCACGUGGCACUAAGCCUCCCAGGCUGCCUGAUGACUUUGAUAAAUCUGAAUUUUCGUCGGUGACAAUUCAGCGUGAUCUGUUUUAUGGCUACGAUACCCUUAUGGAGAACGUCUCUGAUCCUUCCCACAUUGAUUUUGCUCAUCACAAGGUUACAGGAAGGAGAGAUAGAGCCAAGCCUCUGCCUUUUAAGCUAGAGUCUAGUGGUCAUUGGGGCUUUGCAGGGGCAAAUGAUGGGAACCCACGGAUCAGUGCUGAGUUUGUUGCACCUUGUUAUUAUAUCAAUAAAAUAGAAAUAGAUACAAAGCUUCCAAUAGUUGGUGAUCAAAAAUGGAUAAUAUGGAUUUGUUCCUUCAAUGUGCCAAUGGCACCUGGGAAGACCCGAUCUAUUGUUUGUAGUGCUAGAAAUUUCUUCCAGUUUACGAUGCCAGGGCCUGCCUGGUGGCAGGUGGUUCCUAGAUGGCACGAGCAUUGGACUUCAAAUAAGGUGUAUGAUGGGGACAUGAUUGUCCUUCAGGGUCAAGAGAAGAUCUUUCUUUCAAAGACAAUGGAGGGUUCUGUUGAUGUUAAUAAGGAGUAUACAAAAAUAACAUUCACACCGACCCAAGCAGAUCGCCUUGUCUUGGCAUUUCGAAAUUGGCUGCGGCGACAUGGCAACAGCCAACCUGAGUGGUUUGGCAUAAACAACGAACAGCCUUUGCCAUCAACAGUUUUUUCAAAACGUCAGAUGUUGGAUAGAUUUGAGCAGCACACUCUUAAAUGUUCAUCUUGCAAAGGAGCUUACACAAGAUUCCAGGCAUUGCAGAAGUUUUUAAUUGGUGCAACAGUUCUUUGCUGUGCAACUGCUGGGAUCCCUUCAGAUAUGCAAUUACGGAUUUUCUUGGCUGGGCUUGCACUUCUUUGUGCUGGAUUGGCCUUUGCUUCGCAUGAACUACAAAAAAACUUUGUGUUUGUUGAUUAUGUACACGCUGAAAUUGAUUAGAAAGAGAGAAGAUGAUAUGCUUGGGCACUGGCUGCCUAAAUGCAUAGGCAUUAGAAACUACUAGUGAAAUCAACCUUUGCCAAAUAUAUAGAAUCGAUGCCAAAACCUGUACAGAGAAUUUGUCAUUCAAGUUAUAUGUGCGUUGUCAAAAUGAGCUUGCUUACAGCUAACCUAUUAUAUUGUCUUUGACAUUGUUUCUGUUUUAUUAUUUAAACAGUUCGACAUAGUCAUUGACUUA
Messenger RNA from Carya illinoinensis, 1989 nucleotides. Its product is annotated as pheophorbide a oxygenase, chloroplastic-like. Gene Ontology annotation, cellular component: chloroplast thylakoid. Gene Ontology annotation, molecular function: 2 iron, 2 sulfur cluster binding; pheophorbide a oxygenase activity; chlorophyllide a oxygenase activity. The coding region runs from base 87 to 1751 and encodes 554 amino acids. The transcript is spliced from 7 exons. The record is from RefSeq and is a predicted model, not a curated record. Lineage: Eukaryota; Viridiplantae; Streptophyta; Magnoliopsida; Fagales; Juglandaceae.